Molecule: messenger RNA, 2125 nt
Organism: Acaromyces ingoldii
Lineage: Eukaryota; Fungi; Basidiomycota; Exobasidiomycetes; Exobasidiales; Cryptobasidiaceae
Product: copper amine oxidase
Exons: 1
Coding region: 26-2035 (669 amino acids)
Biological process (GO): amine metabolic process
Molecular function (GO): copper ion binding; quinone binding; primary methylamine oxidase activity
Source: RefSeq, a predicted model, not a curated record
CAUCAAUCCACCACUUCUAGCUACAAUGACCCAGGAGACACCUCACCCUCUCGACCCAGCCACGCCCAGGGAGCUGGCGGCCGCCGUCGACCUCAUCCGAAAGAGCUGCUCGGGCGUCGAUGUCCAGUUCAAGGCAGCCGGCCUCAAGGAGCCGUCCAAGGAGGCGCUCCUGCCCUUCCUGCGCGCCGAGCGCUCGUCGAUGCCAUACAACGCCCCACCCCGGCUCAUCUACGUCAUGUUCCUCUACCGACACACGCCAAGGCUCUUUGACGCCGUCGUCGACGUGACCAACGGCAAGAUCCUCGAGGUCGAGGAGCAGCCACGGGGAAACCACGCGCCCGCCGACCGUAUCGAAAUGAACGAGGUGGCUGCCACCUGCCUCAAGUCGCCCCUCGUCCAGAAGGAGCUCAAGCGGCUGGGCCUCGACGCCGACGUGGUCGUCAUGGACCCUUGGAUCUACGGAAGGGACGACGACGUCGAGGACCGGCGGUUGGCCCAGGUCUUUUUCUACAUUCGCAACCCCAAGAAGUCCGACGACUUUGACUCGAACCACUACGCGUUUCCACUCGACUUUAUGGCCGUGACAGACAUGGUGGAGAUGCGCGUCGAGGAGAUCGGCCGGAUCCCCCUCGGUGCCACGAGCGUGACGGGCAAGGACGAGGCGCCGCUCAACGUCGGCCAGCCCGUCGAGGCCGAGUACGCCCACCACCUCCAGUCGCAGCCUGCGCGCACGACCGUCAAGCCGCUGCAGGUCGUGCAGCCCCAGGGCGCCAGCUUCACCGUGGCAGGCAGCCUGGUCGAGUGGGAGAAGUGGCGCUUCCGUGUCGGCUUCAACUACCGCGAGGGCAUGACGAUCCACGACGUCACCUUUGACGGCCGCGAGGUCUUUUACCGCCUGUCGAUGUCGGAGAUGUUUGUGCCGUACGGCGACCCGCGCAACCCGCUCCACCGCAAGGCCGCCUUUGACCUCGGCGACGUCGGUGCCGGCUCCACGGCCAACAACCUGGGCCUGGGCUGCGACUGCCUCGGCCUGAUCAAGUACUUUGACGGCGCCGUCAUUGACCAGCACGGGACCGUGGUGCCCAAGCCCAACGCCAUCUGCAUGCACGAAAUCGACGCGGGGAUCCAGUGGAAGCACACCAACCACCGGACGGGCAAGGCGUCGGUGGUGCGCAAGCGCCAGCUGCAGCUCCAGACGAUCAUCACCGUGGCCAACUACGAGUACAUCUUCUACUGGACCUUUGACCAGGCCGGCGAGGUCGAGUUUGAGACGCGCGCCACGGGCAUCCUCAGCACCACGCCCAUCGACCCACGCUGCGACGAAGAGGUGCCGUUUGCCACCCGGGUCGGCGACGGCGUCCUGGCCCCUUACCACCAGCACAUCUUCUGCCUGCGCAUCGACCCGUGCAUCGACGGCGACGGCAACACCGUCGAGGUCGUCGACAGCGUGCCCAUGAUCGCCGACCCGGUGCUGAACCCGUACGGGACCGGGUACGUGACCGAGUCGCGAAAGAUCAAGACGUCGGGAAGCGAGGAGACGGACCCGCUCAAGGCGCGCAUCUUCAAGAUCAUCAACCCCAAGAAGAUGAACCGCGUGUCCAAGACGCCCGUCGGCUACAAGCUCAUGCCCAUCUCGUCGCAGAAGCUCCUGGCCGCCCCGGACUCGUGGCACGCCAAGCGCGCCGAGUUCGCCCACGCGCCCCUCUGGGUCACGCGCCACCGCGACGACGAGCUCUUCCCCGCGGGCCGGUACACCAACCAGUCGCGCGGCGGCACGGGCAUCAAGUCGUGGGUCGACCGGCGCGACAGCGUCGAGAACCAGGACCUCGUCCUCUGGCACACGUACACCUUCACACACAACCCGCGCACCGAGGACUUCCCCGUCAUGCCGGCCGAGUCGGUGCGCAUCGCCCUCAAGCCCAUCAACUUUUUCGAGUACAACCCGGCGCUCGACGUGCCCGAGAGCACGCAGGCGUCGAACAAGAGCGUGCUCUACCAGGCCGCCAACGGCUGCUGCCGCGGCGACUCUCCAUAGAUUUCUUUUGCUUUGCAUCUCCGUUCGCUACUGGGCUUUUCAUGAAUCUGUUCAUUUCACCAUUUGGGCUACUCUCGAAUCUAUUCACUG